GUAGACACGGAAGUCCGCUGCAUAUGUUCCCACUUUCCUUCAGUUGUGGAUCUGCAUUUGUUCAAAAAUCCGGAUUCGUUGGAUAUGGUGCGACGACAUUUGUCCGAUAAGUAGAUUCAAAUCGAUCGGUGGGUGAUUAUAUAAGCUGAAGACGUGUAGCCACGUUCGGCCCAGCUCCUAUGAGAUGGAGGAGCUCUACACCUUGGAGAGGGAGGUGGGCCGAGGCAGCUAUGGCGUGGUCUUUGAGGGCCAUAUGGCCAAAACGGGACAGAAGGUGGCCAUCAAGCGCCUCCCCUGCAGCAACCCGGAGUGCAUUGAACUCUACCUGCAGGAGCUGUGGGCCAUGAGAGCCACGGCCAAGAACCACGUCAACGUCAUCGCCCUCCACAGCUGCCUCCUGCAGACGGGACCUCGCAGCCUGAAGCCUCUGAAACCUGGAAAACUGCCUCUACGUUUGGUUGAGACCGUGCUGAAGGGCAGCGUGGUCGGAGCACAAAGCGAGGACAGAAAUGAUGUCCAGACUAACAUCCAGAGGAGGACUAACUCUGUCUCCAGACUUCAAGACAAAACCAACACCGUCCAGGCCAGAGCUAAGCUCCAGGAGAGGCCGAAGUCAAACUCAUCCGACUCUACGACCCCACAAAGACCCUCCAACAGAUCCAGGAAGAGACCGUCUGAGAGCAGAGAGGAGCAGCCGGGCCCUCUGCGAUGCCUGGCCCUGUGGCUGGUGAUGGAGUACUGUGAUGGAGGAGAUCUAAAUCAGUAUCUGCUGUCCAGACCUCCAGACGUCCAGCGUAACCUCAGCGUGGUGAGACAGCUCUGCAGCGCCGUGUCCUUCCUGCACAGCCUCGGCAUCACCCACCGAGACCUGAAGCCCGACAACGUGCUGGUCUGUGUGACGCCAAAGGGCCCCGUCGUCAAGGUGGCAGAUUUCGGUCUGAGUAAGAUGAGUAAAGACGUGAUGGACGGCGGGCCGAGCAGGCAGCACUUCUCCUCCACCUGUGGCUCUGACUUCUACAUGGCUCCAGAGGUGUGGGGGGGGCUGCCCUACACGGCCCAGGCUGACAUCUUCUCCCUGGGCGUCAUGUUCUGGGCCGUUCUGGAGAAAAUCACCUUUCUGGAGGAAGGAAGUUCUCAGGAGCAGCUGGGUGCGUAUGUGAGCAGAGGUCGCUGGUUGAUGCCUCUGGGGGAGGCUCUGUGGGAGAACGCCGGCCUCCAGCUGAUCAUCCCGGUCAGGUUUAAGAGGGCGCCCCCGCUGCCGCCCCCUCCUGGUCGGGCCGUGUGUUCGCUGCUGUCAGACAUGCUGGCCUCCGACCCGGACGCCCGGCCCCCCGCCCAGCAGCUGGAAGCCCGGCUACGCUCCGCCGUCAGAGAGGACGCCCACUGACAGGCCAGAGUAAUGGACCUCUACAAGGACCUGCUGGAUGGAAGCAGCAGCCGCUCUGCUGCCUGGGGGAGAAAUCCUGAGGAUUAUGGGAUGGAAGGUGCUGCUUUAGUCAUGAAAGCAGCCGCUGGGUUUGGAGAAAAGCAGCAGAAAGAGACGAUUUCCAGUCCGGCCUGGAGAUCCUCUGGAGGAUCCGGUCCAUUGACCUCAGACCCCCUCAGAUGAACACUGGAUGGUCCUCAGAUGGAGGUCUGGAUGGAGGUCUGGAGGGACUGGCUGUUUCCUGGAGCACUGAUGCUGACACAGAAAUCCAUUUCAGUCCAUUUAUGAGGAAACGCUGCUGCUUCUCAAACAGGACAACGGCUUUAAUGGUUCUGUCUUUGUUCUGGGUUUAAUUCUGAUAAAUGUAGCAGAUGUUUGGGUUUCUGAUGUUUACCUGAAUAAUUCCACAACACGUCGAUGUAGCACGGAUCUGAUAAUUCUCUGAAAAGAUCCACAAAUCUCCUGCUUUAUUUGCAUUUUACUGUUAUUAAUUUAUCUGAACUGUUGAUGUAUUUUUGUUUUUUUAAUGUUUUUGUUCCAGGUAGAAUAAAUAUAGAUCUCUGUAUACCUAUAAGGUGGGCUUGAUUCAGUUUAAAAUAACAGUUAGCACCUCAAAAUGUACAACAGACGGAAACUAACAUACCUUCUUCUUCUUUAUCUUCUUCUUCUUCUUCUUUGUUUUCGUCUUUAUCUUCUUCCUUUUCUUCUUCUUCUUCCGCUUCUUCUUCGUUUCUUCUCCCUCUUUGUCUUUGUUUUCAUCUUUGUCUUCUUCUGAUUGAUCUUCUCCACCUGUAAAACUUGUAUUUACGGGGGGGUGUCCAGCUGUUGUAACGUUUAAUAUCUGAUUUUAUCCAUCCAGAAUUUAAAUUACUGAUAUCAAUAACUUCAUUGGGACUAGUCAGGAUUUCAACAAGUCAGAGCCACAGAGGUGUCCGUUGUUCACUUUAACGAAUCCAGAGAAAAGUUCAAAACGUCUCAGAAGUCAUCGGUAAUAUUCAGAUUGUUGUUCAUGAUGACGUUUCUUCCUGGAUGUUGAACAAGUAGAACUAAAGGAGGCUGAAGGAGUUCAUCAGUAAAGGAAAGGAGCUUUAUUUAUUCGAUGGUUUUAUUAUCAUUUAUUAGAGACAUGGAGGUAAAACUACGGAUGCAGCUGAUAAAUGAUAUUCAAGGUUUAAUUAACUGAAAUCUUUCAGUCAAUGUUGUUUCUUUCAAUUUGAAAUAUCUGGAUUAAAUGGAUGCAGCUCAGUUCCAUUUUAUAUCAUUAAGAAUUCUGAUUCAGUUUAACACUAGACGCGUCUGUUCAUGGAGUAUUUCAGAGACAGUUUUUUUUCUUUUCAAUUAUCUGUAUUUAAAGUGAUAUUAUUAAAAUAUAAUUGAAAUGAAACCGCAGCAACAGAAGAAACGACCAAACAUACUAAACUAGAAAAGCACUCAGAGUUCAGAGGAUAGAGAGGAAAACAGGAAACCCAUGCAGUAAAGGAUCAGGAGCUGGAAUCAAACCUGCGUCUCUGACACAGUUCUGUUUAUGAAUCACCUUCUUAACCAGUUGAGCUAUCUGGACACCUUGCUCCAAUUUGUUGGACGACAUACUAACCUAUGAUGUUUUUGUCAUAUUUUGGACCACAUACUAAAACAUACUAAAAAAUUCAAAGUGAUCCAGAAUCCAGGAUCCUUUCCGGAUUGCCACCAAAAUUAAAUCAGAUCUUCCUCUUACCAUAGUCUACAUCCCCUCAAAAUUUCAUGUGAAUCUGCCCAGGCGUUUGUGAGUUAUGUUGCUAACAGACAGACAGACGCCGGGUGUCACAUAACCUCCUUGGCGGAGGUAAAAAUGAUCUAUCAGUUAGAACAUGGUGAAAGUGCAGCUAAAGUUAAGUUAGUGAAGCUACAGAUAAGCAACGUUUCCUUUUACUUCCAGAAAAAAAAAAGCCUCAUAUUUGCUAUUUAUUAAAAAUCACUAAAAGCAACACUUCCAGUUUGUUUUAGUUUGUUGGUAUUUAUGGGUGGAGCAGCACAUUUUCCACACAGUUUUACUGCCCGUUGUCUUGUUUUAUCAGUGUUCAGUUCAGUAAUUCAGUCCUUCUCUCCAACUUCUGGAUCUCUGGAGCUGCUUGUUCAAAUAUCUUCUAGAGGUGCUGAAGCUCAGAAAGUCUGAGAUGUUUGUUCAGAAUCAGCUCAUUCUCCAGUCUGAUCUGAACUGUCCUCUUUAGUUUGAACUUUCCCUAAACUUAGGAGUUAAUGACAGAGCAGCACAUCCAGACUCAGUCUCAUUUAUGUACAGAUUAAACUUCAGUGUCAUUCAUUGAUGUUAAAGUGCAGUUUUUCAUGUUUGUUGCUCAUGCUCCGACCAAACCAGUCCAGGUGGAAGACGAUGUGAAGAGAAGCUCCAGAGGAUGAAGAUCACACAUUUAUGUUGGAAAUAAAUGUCCUUUAAUUAGACAUUGUCAUGCAGAAGUUGCAUUUCCCUUUAAUGAUGUUCAGAUCUUUGUUGUUUUGUUGAUGUUGGUUUCUAAAUGUUUUCUGACACUCGGCCCCAAACAUUAAAACCUUCUACGGCUCACAAGCUGCAACAAUUCACACAUUACCAACGAUCUUUGUGACUAAACGAAGAUAAAAAGUGAAAAACUGUUGAUUCCUGCAUCACCCGGUGAAGUUUAAGAAGUCUGAUGGCGUUAAUAACACCCUGACAUCCAACCACGAGGAGGAGACUCACAUCCUCACUGAUUUUUGUUCAGGUUUUGGUGUUUUUUAAAUGUUUCCUCAUGAUUUCAUGGUUGUUCUUGGAGUCCAUCCAGUCUGAAGCGAUGCAGAGCUUUAAAAGUUCCCUAAAACUCUGUUCCUGUGAGCGUUUCAGUGAAUUCAGUGAAUAACGAUCACUAAUACCUGGACAGGAAAUUAAAUCCACAGCACUUAUUGCUGCUCAUCACUCUUAGUCAGGGACUCCUUCAGUGUUUUGUUUUGUAAUAAAACAUGAAUUGUGUCCAGAAGCCGUAUUUUUUAAUCAACUGUAACCUAAAUAAAGAUGAAGCUGAACCGUCUCUA
This is a messenger RNA of Acanthochromis polyacanthus (spiny chromis), 4465 nucleotides long. RefSeq names its product Serine/threonine-protein kinase pdik1l-B-like. Bases 185 to 1387 code for a protein of 400 amino acids. Gene Ontology annotation, molecular function: ATP binding; protein kinase activity. Gene Ontology annotation, biological process: protein phosphorylation. The transcript is spliced from 4 exons. The record is from RefSeq and is a predicted model, not a curated record. NCBI's taxonomy places the organism in Eukaryota, Metazoa, Chordata, Actinopteri, Pomacentridae.